CAGAUGGAGUUACGAUUCAAGUCCGGGAUGUCGUUUCUGACCUACUGGAUCUUUGUUUUACAAAUGCUGGGGAGCCCAUACCGCGGCGCCGAAGGCCACGGCAGACUGAUGGACCCGCCGGCACGCAACUCUAUGUGGCGUUUCGGCUUCCCCAACCCUGUCAACUACAACGACAACGAGCUCUUCUGCGGGGGCUACGCCGUCCAGUGGGAGCAAAACUCCGGCCGAUGCGGCGUGUGCGGCGACGCGCAUCACCUCUCCGAACCUAGGCCUCAUGAGGCCGGAGGCAUGUUUGGGAAAGGGAUCAUCACGAAGCAUUACAGUGUUGGACAGGAAAUCGAAGUGGAGAUCGAACUGACGGCCAACCACCUGGGCACGUUUGUGAUGAAACUAUGCCCAAACAACAACCCUAAUCAGGAAGCUACGCAAGAAUGUUUUGACAGGUACCCCCUCGUCGUAUCCGGUACUCGCGAGGACCGCUUCCUGAUCCCCCUGGACACGGCCAAGAAGGAAGUCUUCCGGUACCGCGUCGGCCUGCCCGCUUACGUCACUUGCACUCAGUGUGUGUUGCAGUGGACUUAUUAUACUGGCAACAUGUGGGGCAUUUGCCCAAACGGUACGGAGGCCGUGGGGUGCGGGCGCUCCGAGACCUUCCGGAACUGCGCUGACAUCAGCAUCAUAACGAGCACCGGAGGCCUGCCGCCGGCCUUCGCUGGCGACCUCCGGAGGGACAACCCCUUCCUACUGUAUUAUAGGGACGCGUACCGGCCGCAGAACCUGUACCCGUUGGUUGUCAGAGCGAGGAGGUAUUCUGUAUCAUAUGAAUUUUCUUUCAGCAACGAUAUUUCGGAUAGCGACGAAGAUUUCGUCCCUCAAGUUAUUAGGGACCAAGUCUGCGUGCCCUCGCCUGCGUACCGCGUGCUUCCCGGUAUGCAGAAUUGGUGUCAGACCAACUGUCUCCGAUAUCCUCCUAAUUGUCCUGAGGCUCUGUGCUCAUGCCCACAAACCUGCGAAGCUAUUGGGGAGCUGGAGGGGAGAGAUGGCGCUGACGUCUACUGCUUGGACCAAUGCAUCGUCUACCCGUCGCGCUGCCCCGCCGACAGAUGUCGCUGUUAUUAACCAGCAAAACAUUUAGGACCGUCAA
Messenger RNA from Cydia fagiglandana, 1144 nucleotides. RefSeq lists its product as uncharacterized. NCBI's taxonomy places the organism in Eukaryota, Metazoa, Arthropoda, Insecta, Lepidoptera, Tortricidae. Bases 4 to 1119 code for a protein of 371 amino acids. The record is from RefSeq and is a predicted model, not a curated record. The transcript has 10 exons.